AUGUCGGCAGCGUUCAGAUCAAUUGCGCCUUUUCUGCGCACGGCUCGCCACGGCCUCAAGAACGGCAAUGUUAGCCCUCUCCAGUCUGCUCUGAAGAGACAAAAUGCUGCUGGAUUUAUGAACGUCUACCGCACAUAUGCCGUCUUCGAGCGAACGAAGCCCCAUGUUAACAUUGGUACCAUUGGCCACGUUGAUCACGGAAAGACGACCUUGUCUGCCGCCAUCACCAAGCGCCAGGCUGAGAAGGGUCUGGCCAACUAUCUCGAGUAUGGUGCCAUUGACAAGGCUCCUGAGGAGCGUGCUCGUGGUAUCACCAUCUCAACUGCCCACAUCGAGUACGCCACCGACGCCCGCCACUACUCCCACGUUGACUGCCCUGGUCACGCCGAUUACAUCAAGAACAUGAUCACUGGUGCUGCCAACAUGGAUGGUGCCAUCAUCGUCGUUGCUGCUUCAGAUGGUCAGAUGCCCCAGACCCGUGAGCACUUGCUGCUCGCUCGCCAGGUCGGUGUCCAGAAGAUUGUCGUUUUCGUCAACAAGGUCGAUGCUGUCGAUGACCCUGAAAUGUUGGAGCUUGUCGAGAUGGAGAUGCGUGAGCUCCUCACCACUUACGGUUACGAUGGUGAUAACACCCCCGUCAUCAUGGGAUCUGCCUUGAUGGCCAUGCAGAACCAGAAGCCCGAAAUUGGUUCCCAGAAGAUCGACGAGCUUCUCAAGGCCGUUGAUGAGUGGAUCCCCACCCCCGAGCGUGACAUGGAGAAGCCCUUCCUCAUGGCCGUUGAGGAAGUCUUCUCCAUUGCUGGACGUGGUACCGUCGUCUCCGGACGUGUGGAGCGAGGUGUUCUGAAGCGUGAUGAGGAAAUUGAGAUUGUUGGUAAGGGCGGGGAGACCAUCAAGACCAAGGUUACCGAUAUUGAGACUUUCAAGAAGUCUUGCGACCAGUCCCAGGCUGGUGACAACUCCGGUCUGCUCAUUCGUGGUGUCCGCCGUGAGGACGUCCGCCGUGGUAUGGUUGUUGCCAAGCCUGGCAGCGUCAAGGCCCACACCCAGUUCCUGGCCUCCCUAUACGUCCUUACCAAGGAAGAAGGAGGCCGUCACAGCGGUUUCCAGCAGCACUACCGCCCUCAGCUUUACCUCCGAACCUCUGAUGAGUCUGUUGACAUGUCUUUCCCUGAGGGAACUGAGGAUGCUGCCAGCAAGACUGUCAUGCCUGGUGACAACGUUGAGAUGGUUCUCACCAUGGUUCACCCCAACGCUAUCGAGGCCGGCCAGCGCUUCAACAUCCGUGAGGGUGGCCGCACUGUUGCCACUGGUCUCAUCACCCGCAUUAUCAAAUAA
This is a messenger RNA of Clonostachys rhizophaga, 1338 nucleotides long. The record is from the annotation of a GenBank genome assembly. NCBI's taxonomy places the organism in Eukaryota, Fungi, Ascomycota, Sordariomycetes, Hypocreales, Bionectriaceae.